AUGUCUCUGUUUUUGUGUGCCAUUUUCUUGCUCCACCUUUCAUCCCUGUCCACCGCUGCCAACUUCAACCUGGUCUACGAAUGGCAUGAUGAAAUUGACUACGAGUGGCCGUCGGAGGCCAGCAGGACAAAGGCCUUAGGAGACGGAGCUUUCGAACCAGAGAAAAUUGAGCCUCGUUUCUUGGCUGUCUACGGAACAAGGCUCUUCCUCAGCCUUGAGAAACAUGGUAGCAAUCCAGUCAGUCUGGUGUCUUUGCCGACGACCAGCACGUCUUCUGCACCUCCGAAGCUAACUCCGUUCAGCUCGUGGGAGGAAAAUGAAGAAGAAAACCGAGAAAACUGCCACCAAAUUCAACAGGCCAGAGGGCAGGAGGUUGACUCCGUCGGAAGGCUAUGGGUGCUUGACAACGGUGCUAAAAAAUGCAAUGCCAAACUGUGGACCAUCGACAUAGCCAACAACGAUGAAACCAAACUCAUUCAUGAGUUUCCUUUUCACUAUUCCAUGCAGGACUUGGUGCUCGACGAAACGCAAAACGGAACAUACGUUUUUAUCACUCAGACGGAAAAACAGUUGAUCAGAGUUAUACUUGUGGACGGAAUUGUUGUAAAGGAUGCUUUCGUCGUAUAUAUCAAAGACAUGAAUGCAUCAUCUAUUGCCCUGUCCCCUAAGGCGGAACAGAGACACCUCUACAUCAGCAGCUCCUACUCCAAUGAACUGUAUUCGAUUUCCGUCGCCGAACUACAUUCCGGAACGAAAACUACAACUCCGAAACGAAUCGGAAAAUGGACAGGGAAACCAUACAGAAUGCUGAUGGACAACCAUGGGACCAUUUAUUCUGCCUUCUUGGGUAAGAAUUACGUCUCCACAUGGAAAACUUCCCAGCCGUUUGCAGAGCAAAAAUUUUUCGAGGUCGCUGAACCGCAUUCUUCUUCUUUGCCCUUUUCCUUCGCCUUGGAUGAAGGAACGUUUUGGCUGACGGCGAUAGGAACAAACAAUGGAAAGCAAAACUACAGGAUAUUGAAAGCUGCUGUCGGAAGUAAAUCGUACAUCCAUGAGGACCAGUCUGAACAAUCCAUCUUGUGGAACAUCACCCUAUUCGGGUUGGUCUUUUUCGGCCUUGCCCUAACAUUUUUGGCCAUUUCGUGCAUCGUCCUGAGACAGAAAAGGAUCAAUUCCCUUUUGUCAAUCAGGAACGAGAGCCACGAAAUGGUCAUUUUUCAGAGGCAAGCCGAAAAUGUUAUGUAGUGUACCGCGCCCCUUCGCGCGUGUUCUUGGCGCAUGCGUGUGACGUUGAACUUAUCUUUUGUUUUUCGCCGUGUGCAUAAGUGGUAGAUCAGACCAAUUCUUGUCAUCCAAUGUGAUUUUUAUUAAGAUUAAUAAUUAAAUGCUCAACUUUGUACUAAGAAUCUAAUGCGCAACAAGUAAUGUAAACAAUAACUGCCAUAAUUAAUAGAUUGUUGACUGAUUGAAAUUAGUAUUUUUCCUAUUCUAAUACUCCAUUCACUCGAUCGAAUAAAAUCAUCUCACACAACACACAAGCCACUGCUUUUCUCUGCCUGCGCAUACCUUCCAUAUUGAGUACUUCAAUAUA
Messenger RNA from Cloeon dipterum, 1591 nucleotides. RefSeq lists its product as uncharacterized. The transcript has 4 exons. Lineage: Eukaryota; Metazoa; Arthropoda; Insecta; Ephemeroptera; Baetidae. Bases 1 to 1245 code for a protein of 414 amino acids. The record is from RefSeq and is a predicted model, not a curated record.